AUGCGUGAAGUCAACUUCUCCAUCCCCAACGCCAACAAGGCCUCUGUCAACAUCACGACUGCGCUCUACGACCGCCGUGCGCUCGACUGCACCUCGACCCUGCCGCUCAUCAACUCCCUCAACCACCUGGCAUACCUCACCACAUCCUCGGCGCGGAUACGCGACAUCCUCACCGUCGAUGGUGGCAUCGAGCGGUUGAUAUGCAUCCUCAAGGAGGGCCGGAGCAAGGACAUGAUGGACAUGUGGAAGUGGAACCUUGCCUUCCAGUGCAUCUUCAACAUUGGCGUACGUGGCUCGGAGAAUGUCCGGACACGCGUGGUCGAGGCCGACAUGGUUCCUGUCAUCGCUACAAUCCUCGACAACUACAUCAAGGUAGUGGACAAGUGCAGAGAGCGAGCGGAAGCAGAGCUGCGAAGGAACGCUCGCCUUGGCACCUCCGGCCGUCACCACUCCUCCCGCUCCGGCGAGAUCGCAUCCAGCUCAGGACACAGGGCUGAGCGUACACGCCGUGCCAUCCCGCCUCCCAUCGAGAUCCCCCAGGCGUUCAACCACAGCCAGGUGCCGCUGGAGUCACAGAAUGGCGACAUAACCCCUACGCCAGCCUUUUCUCUGAGCUCACCGCCUGAGCGUACCUCGUUUACUCGCGGGCGCCCACCGCACCACCACCAUAGGAGCCACGAGAACAGAGCGCAGCUAUUUGGUCCUGUCGGCACGAACACGCGCAACAUUGGCCAGCCGCUUGUGUCUGCUCUACCGACCAUGGAGACGACCGAGACCUUCACCUUGAGGCCAGUGCGCGAUGCUGAUCGGUUGCCCUCCAUGCUCCCCGCGUUGCAAGGGGAGAUCACUUCCCAGCCCGAGUCUCCUACCACACCAGGCGCCGCACAAGCUCGCCAAGGCAGCCCCCGCGCCGCCAUCACACGUGUUCGACGCCGCCCCUCUAUCCGACACCAGUUGUCCAUGUCUGGCGAGUCUGAUCUCGAUGCCCAACAAGAUGACAUUGCUGCUGAGGCAACCACAACGGCUGGUACCGCUGUGAGCGAGCCGAUCGUUGGCAUCCAGAACAAUGACAUUAACAUGUCGGAUAUUGUCGACAAUGCAGAGAUGUUGGAUGCAGGAGCUACGCCAGUACCCAUUGCAGCACCAUCCGAUGCCACUGACGAGAAUCACGAGACAUUCAACAUUACCCACCGCCCUGCUCUGGACGGAAGCUUGAUAAACCCUACAACGCAGGCGACUGCGCCCAUUGGUGGUUUCUCUCCGGUCCAACCCGCAAUCAACGUAGUCAACACCAACCCCCCUCCACCGUGGUACCCUCGCUACACCCAAGACCGAACAUCAGCCACAGCCGGUGCAUUAGCCGCCAUGCCGCGAGACGAAGACGUUUUGAUGUCCCUGCAGUUGCUGGCCUACGUCUCAAAAUACUGCAACUUGAGGUCCUACUUCCAAAAGUCGCACCUUGUUCCCAAACUCAAGAUUGGCAAUGAUCUGCAGCUGCUUGACGGAGAGACGGCGAGCCCUACGCCGAUGGCAGAGGACGAGGAAGAUUUGGAAGAGUACGAGCUGCCAGAUGACUUCAACAUCUUCCCUCUUGUGGAAAAGUUUACCGUACGACACCACACGUCCGACAUGCAGUACUGGGCUAGUGUUGUCAUGCGGAACCUCUGCAGGAAAGACGAUUCGCGGGGAGGCAUUCGUCAGUGCGCGUACUACCAGUGUGGCAAGUGGGAAGACAAAGAGUGCCAAAAGAGCGCGUGGGUCUACCACCGACACUGGUGCGUAGCAGCGAAUUAG
Molecule: messenger RNA, 1794 nt
Organism: Paraphaeosphaeria sporulosa
Lineage: Eukaryota; Fungi; Ascomycota; Dothideomycetes; Pleosporales; Didymosphaeriaceae
Product: MYND-type zinc finger protein MUB1
Exons: 2
Coding region: 1-1794 (597 amino acids)
Biological process (GO): establishment or maintenance of cell polarity; ubiquitin-dependent protein catabolic process
Cellular component (GO): MUB1-RAD6-UBR2 ubiquitin ligase complex
Source: RefSeq, a predicted model, not a curated record